CUCAUCCUCCCACUUGUUUCAUUUUCCUGCAGUUCUUACUUUUUCUUCUUCUAAGUUGAAACAGUAAAAUGAAAUCUCAUUCAACAACGAAGAAGUAAAAUGAAAACCCAUUCUCUAAAGUCGUAUCUCUGGCUAUAAUCCUCUGUUCUAGCUUGACGUUCUUCAAUCUCUGUUUAUACGGAUCGUCCAGUAAUAUAUUUCAAAUUCUUGAAAUGCAAUCGAUUUCCUUAGCUGGGUUCCUCUAGUUUCCCACAAAAUUCGAAAUUUCUUUGUUCUUGGGCCAAUUUUGGAAAAAGAAAUCAAAAUCGCUGAGUCAACUCAUUUUACAAUCACCGACCGUCGAAAAAAUUCAUCAAAAUUUUCUGUUUUAGUCUCUGGGCUUCUGUUAAUCCCUCCAAAACUUCGCUUUCUUGGAAUUUCAGAUGACGGAUAAUCCGAGAGAGGCGGUACUGAGUCGAAUAAGUGACUCGGUCAAGGCCAUAUCCGGAUUGCCCGACUGCAGAACGGUUGCAAAGAAGAUGUAUUGUAAUCUGGUGAGAAGAGUGAAGUUGUUAAGCCCUCUGUUUGAGGAAUUGAGGGACGGUGAAGAAGAAGAGCUUGGAAGUGAAGUCGUUAUGGGGCUUGACUCGCUGAGAAUCGCUCUUGACUCCGCUCUUGAGGUGCUGAAAUCUGUACAUGAAGGCAGUAAGAUUUUUCAGGCACUGCAAGUGGACAAAAUAGCACGUAAGUUUGAUCUUGUCACUGAACAGAUAGAAGAAGCAUUACGUCAGAUUCCCUAUGAUAAACUUGAUAUACCAGAGGAAGUUCGAGAACAGAUUGAACUUGUGCAUACACAAUUCAAAAGAGCAGUAGGUAAAAUGGAGUCUCUUGAUUUGCAACUGGCAAUGGAUUUAGCUGCAGCACAAAUGGAAGAUGACCCCGACGCAAUAAUUUUCAAAAGGCUUUCUGAGAAACUGCAUCUUAGGACUAUAAAUGAUCUAAAGAAAGAGUCACUUGCUAUCCACGACAUGGUUAUCUCAUGCAGUGGAUUUCCAGCUGGAGUACCAGAGGAGUACUUGGAGACGAUGUCAUUUCUCCUUCGGAAGAUAAAGGACUGUGUAAUGGCAGAAAGUCCCGUCCCUGAUGCCCAUGAAGCUGACAAGAGUUCAUUUAAGCACAGAUCUCCAGUCAUCCCAGAUGAUUUCCGCUGUCCAAUAUCGCUUGAGUUGAUGAAAGAUCCUGUAAUUGUGUCUACUGGACAGACAUAUGAGCGGUCCUGCAUUCAGAAAUGGCUGGAUGCAGGUCACAAGACUUGCCCUAAGACUCAGCAGACGCUGUCGCACACAGCCUUAACACCGAAUUAUGUUUUGAAGAGUCUUAUUGCUUUGUGGUGUGAGAGUAAUGGUGUUGAGCUGCCUAAAAAACAAGGGAAUUGUCGCAAUAAAAGAUCGGGAAUUGGUGGUUCAGACUGUGAUCGAGCUGCUAUUGAUGCCUUGUUGCAGAAACUUGCAAAUGGUAAUAUUGAACAGCAAAGAGCUGCAGCAGGUGAGCUUCGUUUGCUAGCAAAAAGAAAUGCUGAUAAUAGAGUAUGUAUAGCUGGAUCGGGAGCUAUUCCACUGCUAGUCGAACUGUUAUCCUCUACCGAUCCAAGGACUCAGGAGCAUGCCGUUACAGCACUUCUUAACCUCUCGAUAAAUGAGGCCAACAAGGGAAUCAUUGUAAAUGCCGGUGCAAUACCUGAUAUAGUGGACGUGCUAAAGAAUGGUAGCAUGGAGGCUAGAGAAAAUGCGGCAGCAACCCUUUUUAGCUUGUCGGUUCUUGACGAGAACAAGGUGGCAAUAGGAGCAGCUGGAGCCAUCCCACCUCUAAUUGAUUUGCUCUGCCAGGGGACUCCAAGAGGAAAGAAGGAUGCGGCCACUGCUAUAUUUAACCUUUUAAUCUAUCAAGGAAACAAGGUGAGGGCAGUAAGGGCGAGAAUUGUACCACCACUUAUGAGAUUGCUUAAGGAUCCCGGAGGAGGAAUGGUGGAUGAAGCUCUAGCAAUAUUGGCUAUUCUUGCUAGCCAUCAAGAAGGGAAAGUAGCAAUUGGGCAAGCUGAGCCAAUCAAUAUUUUGAUUGAGGUGAUUAAGACUGGUUCGCCACGCAACCGGGAAAAUGCAGCAGCGAUAUUAUGGUCACUUUGCACGGGUGAUUCGCAAUACUUGAAAGUUGCCAGUGAGCUUGGAGCAGAAGACGCAUUGAAGGAAUUGUCAGAGAAUGGCACCGACAGGGCCAAAAGAAAAGCCGGCAAUGUAUUGGAGCUUCUCCAGCGAACUGAAGACGUUAUUGGAUGACAUUCUGUUGAUUUCGUACGUGGAACGAUAUUCAGAUUUCGUAUCUGCCGACGGCAUUCAUCCAAGUAGAGGGGUACCCGUGUAAAGAACUGUAGAAACGUGUUUUUCUUAUAUUUUUGACGUGUUUAUUUUCUUGGAAUAGGAGGUGUUUUAUUUUUACUUAAAAGUGUAUUCUAGUGGUUGAUCGUUAAUUUAUAAUGUGAAGUGACAUUGCUGAUUGCUCGAUGUAUUUUCUUCUGCGUGUUUUCGCAUAAUUUAUGGAAACUCUACAAUUCCUAUGUAUCA
This is a messenger RNA of Olea europaea var. sylvestris, 2597 nucleotides long. RefSeq names its product U-box domain-containing protein 14-like. The record is from RefSeq and is a predicted model, not a curated record. Gene Ontology annotation, molecular function: protein binding; ubiquitin-protein transferase activity. Lineage: Eukaryota; Viridiplantae; Streptophyta; Magnoliopsida; Lamiales; Oleaceae. The coding region runs from base 423 to 2312 and encodes 629 amino acids. The transcript is spliced from 4 exons. Gene Ontology annotation, cellular component: cytoplasm; nucleus. Gene Ontology annotation, biological process: cell surface receptor signaling pathway; protein ubiquitination.